AUGGAUCAACCCAGUGCAGGAAAACAGAAUGAUCCCUCACUCAUCUGCAGCCUGUCGGCUCUGGAUCGCAAAGUCUGGGCUGCCACCAGGGAAGAGAUCCUGGGGCAAGGAGGGGACGCAGCAGCAUCGCUGGGGCUGAUGGAGAGUGCUGUGCUGACGCUCUGUCUGGAAGACUGCAACGCACCUUCUGAACUGGCUGAUAUCCUCAAUGCAGUGAGGCUGGGAGGAGGAGGAGACGGCCCAUGUCUGAGAUACUAUGACAAGGUGGUGAACCUGGUGGUGUUCAAGGACAGCACAGCUGGGAUGGUGUUUGAGCACAGUGCUGUGGAUGGGAUGGUGGCUGGGCUUGUUACUGAGCUUGUGUACAAUCUGUCUGAGACUGUUGACUUAAACAUUAUUCAUGCUGACACCGUGAAUGGAGGGCAGAGGGGCCUCUUUGAUGCUUGGAUCAACUUCUCUUUGCAGCUUUCCCUGAGGCAGACUCUUGGGGAAUCUGCUUCCAAUCACAUGCUUGUAACACCUACCCAUGUCCGCCAUUACAAACAUGGCCGUUGUGACCCGACUUACUCACUCACCAUGGAUUCACACAACUUAGUAUGUGCCUUGGAGUCCUGUGUUGGCCCAGAUAAUAAAAUCCAAUACACUGCAGAACUCCUCUGCUUGUUCCAUGUCGCAUUUUUGGAGCAUAAGAACCUCAUCAGAAACACCAAAAGUGGUCGAGGAGUUGGUCCACACCUAGCUGUUCUGCGUCGAUCGUUGCAGCCUGACAACCCACUGAAGAAGUACCUGGACCCCUUUGGAUGUCCCUCUGUGUACCUCACAGGUACAGAUCUGGUGGAGGGUACGGAGUUGGCAGUAGGGAAUGUGUACGCCCAAGAUCAGCUGGCUGUAACCUACCUUGGAAAAAAAGACAAGGUUCGCAUUGUGCUUAAUGGGAAAGGGAGCUUUGCUCUGCAACUGGAGAAGCUUCAAGAAAGUGUGAAGAUAAACCUGAAGUUAGUGAUGGUUCUAGCAGUUAGAUAUGCCAUUGCACACCAAAUGGGAGCUCUGGAGUAUCUACUGAAUCCGGGUCAAACUGAGAAAAUAAAUGAAGAGACUGACUGUCCAGAUAGCACAGCCAAUGACAAUGCCACUGUUGACUCCACUCCUGGCAUGAACACAGACUACACUCUGGUGAUCCAUGGUGGCGCUGGAGAGGAGAUGAUGCUGAACCCUGAAGUGAUUGGGGCUAUUGAGUUUGCUCUCCAGACAGCCCUAACCCUUGGCUCCCAAGUGCUUCAACAAGGUGGCAGGAGUCUGGAUGCAGUUCAGAAGUCAGUAGAAGCUCUGGAGGACUGCUUCCUGUUCAAUGCAGGUAAAGGCUCAGUAUUCAACAAAGAUGGCAAAAAUGAAAUGGAAGCAACCAUUGUGGAUGGCAAUGCAAUGAGGUCAGGAUCUGUUGCUUGUGUCCAAAGUGUGAAGAACCCAAUAAAAGCAGCCAGAUGUGUCAUGGAGAAAAGCUCACAUUCACUCAUUGUGGGAGAAGGGGCUGAGGAGUUUCUGCAAGGGUUAGAGGAGAAGGAAAAACCUGUUGGGCCUGAGUAUUUCUACACUGAUAUACGUCACAGAGAGUUAACUGCAAAACUCACUGCUGGAAAUACCUCAAAAAACAAUCACCCUCAGACAGUUGGAGCUGUGGCCUUGGAUCGUUGGCAUGGGUUGGCUGCUGCAUCAUCUACAGGUGGGGUAGUGGGAAAGCUGAAAGGGCGAGUUGGGGAUACAGCAGUGGUAGGUGCAGGAAUAUAUGCUGAUGACAAGUUAGCCAUUACCUGCUCUGGAGAUGGGGAUGUAUUUCUGAGACAAUCAGUUGCACAGAAAAUAGCCAGUCUCUACCAUCACACAGGCUAUAGCCUUAGGCAGGCAUGCAGAGAAGUGAUGUCUGAAAAUCUAGAUGGGAUCUGUGCAGGAGUCAUUGCUGUGGACACUAAAGGUGAUGCCAUCAUUGAAACAAAUGCUGGAGUGAUGUUUGUGGCCUCAAUGACUGAUGGCAUUUCACGAGUAGAGGUCCUCAGGCCCCUGAAGAGCUUUUCUGAUGUCAUCUGGGAAACUGAUGAGCUGAUUGCCUACCUGCAUCCCAACCCCUGGACCCCUGGGACAACCAUUCUGACGAGAAAAGCUCUUAGCGGGGCAAGCAGCGUCUUCCAGUUGGCUACACCUGAUUUUGUGGCAAUGCUACAAGGAGCUAGAGCUGUGUCAAGCUUGCUCUGUGAGCGAUUGGGAGUACAGCGAUGUGCCUUGGUUUUCAAUCCAACCUCUGAUCAGCCAGCACAAAUCAGACUGCUCCCUCUUCAUGGCCUAGAGCCAAAAUGGCAGCCCCAUCUUGCCAGUGAAGAGGAAUUCCAAACGUUUGACUCCGGCUACUGCACCUCACGAAGUGGCCCACGCUGGGAUGAUGAGGCACUGUCCCAAGUUCAAGCCAAGAUUAGAAACGGGCUGCCAACACCAAAUGCCCCUUCUUGCUUUGACUUCUUUGGAGAUGCUUCCAAUGAUAACCUGUUCAGUCGUAUUGUACGUGGAGAGCAGCAGCAGUGGAGAGUGUGGGAAGACAGUGAGCAUGUUGCCUUCCUGACACCGUACCCAAACAGUCCUGGACUAACUGUUGUGGUGCCACGCAAACAACUGUCCAGUGACAUCUUCAAACUGGAGGAGUCUGACUACAAAGCACUGAUCUUAGCCACUUACAAAGUUGCCAAACUACUGGAAGAGGGGAUGAGAGCUCGAGGUGUUGCAUUGAUCUUCGAGGGCUUUGCGAUUGACUAUGCUCAUGCCAAGCUGAUCCCUCUGUUACCUUCACCAGAUGGCACUAAACCGGCUAAGCUGCAACCAGAAUGCUUCCAGAGCUACCCGGGAUAUGUGUCAUCACUGGAUGGCCCAACUGCUGACCCUGCAGCCCUCAAAAAGAUCCACUCCCAAAUCACCCAGUCCAGGCCUCCUCAUUCAUGGCAGGACCCCGAGUCUCACUCCACACUGGCCAUCAAGAGCCAGUGGUAUCGCAACCUGUUCCAGAUUCAAAACACUCUUUUCCACAGCACAGUGGAAUAUUUCCACAGUUCCUGCCAGUACUCCUACGCUCUAACCCCUCUCACCACAGACACCAUCUCCUCACCGAUGGGCUUGGGAUCUGACUCAGAACCGGUUUCUGUCAACCUGCUGGGCCAGGACAUCUACCUGGCUGACUCGAUGCAAUUUGUGCUUGAAUACUUCCUUCGUUUCCAGGAGAACCUGCCGGGGACGUACUACAUAUCUCCCAGCUUCAGAGGAGAAGAUCCAGAUGCCACACACUUGAACCAGUUCUACCACGUGGAGUGUGAACUGCUGGGUGACAUGGACAAUGCCAUUUCCAUAGCAGAGGGAUACCUGGCUUAUCUCACCAAAGCCAUGUUGAAGAAACACUCUGAUAUAAUCCUCAACACUGCUGGGACCCUUACACAUGUCAAAGCUAUGCUGAGUAAGCUGGAUGGGAAAACACCACUCCCAAGGAUCCCAUUAGACCAGGCCAUUCCCAUGAUGCCCUCUGCUGACUGCUUAGAGUGGGUUCAAGAUGGCCAGCCACACUUUGGAAGAAAGCUAACACGCAAAGGGGAGCAUGUCCUGAUAGAGAAAUAUGGUGGCGCUGUCUGGCUGACUGAGAUGGACCAUCUUGGAGUUCCCUUCUACCAGGCCUAUGUGGAGGGCACUGGACGGUGCAAAGCCAAAGCUGCUGACCUGCUCCUGGGGCUGGGGGAGACUGUGGGUCUCGGUGAGCGUCAUUCCACCCCUGAGAUGGUGCAGGAGGCCCUCAGGCACCAUGCAGUGCCAGAGCAGUCCUACAAAUGGUACAUUAGCAUGCGGCAAGUGAAACCACUCCUCACCAGUGGAUGGGGAAUGGGUACGGAGCGCUACUUGUGCUGGCUGCUUCAGCAUGAUGACAUCAGAGAUAUAAAUAUCAUCCCUAGGAUGAAAGGAAUGAAGUACAUGCCCUGAUCCUAAGUACUCCAUAUUUUCAGGCCUUUGGAUAUGAUACGAUAUGAUUGAAAUUGAGUUUGGAAAGUUAGAAGCAGAACAAAUUAGAGAUGUAAUCACAAAACCAGAGAUGAUUCAAAUCAAUUUUGUUUUCUGAUUUGCUUAAAAUAUAUGCAUUUAGUGUGAUUUUUGUGGAUUCAUUAUCAUUGCUGCUCUCAUUACUACUGAUCAAAUAAAUUCAAAUUACUGACCAUUUGUCUAUAGAUUUACAACUGAAAAUAUGUUGACAUGCCUCGAUAAAUGUCCAGAUCCUGCUCUAAUCACAUCAGAUGAAUGACAAGUUGUGAAUUUAAAAAUGCUAUUUUUUGUUCGAGCAGUUUGUGAUCCCUGUUAAUGUAUGCAUAUUGUAUUAUUGUGUUGGUUCGUACUGUUAUCUUAAUUGUUAUGAAAUCAUCAAUAAAA
Messenger RNA from Centropristis striata (black sea bass), 4443 nucleotides. RefSeq lists its product as uncharacterized. Lineage: Eukaryota; Metazoa; Chordata; Actinopteri; Perciformes; Serranidae. Bases 1 to 4002 code for a protein of 1333 amino acids. The transcript is spliced from 3 exons. Gene Ontology annotation, biological process: tRNA aminoacylation for protein translation. The record is from RefSeq and is a predicted model, not a curated record. Gene Ontology annotation, molecular function: ATP binding; aminoacyl-tRNA ligase activity; hydrolase activity.